Messenger RNA from Octodon degus (degu), 2129 nucleotides. It is a transcript of the gene Rspo3, whose product is annotated as R-spondin 3. Bases 276 to 1103 code for a protein of 275 amino acids. The record is from RefSeq and is a predicted model, not a curated record. NCBI's taxonomy places the organism in Eukaryota, Metazoa, Chordata, Mammalia, Rodentia, Octodontidae. The transcript has 5 exons.
CUCGCCUAGCCGGCCGCAGCUCGGGUCUCUCCGCCGCCCCGGCCAUGGCCGCGCUGCCCCCGGCGCCCGCGCCCCUGCGCCCCGGGGGCCGCCGCUGAGACUCGGGGCCGCGGCCGCCUGCCCGCCCGAGAUGCUCCCCGAGGCCGCCGCUGCUCCUGCGGGGUGACGGCUUCCCCGUCGCCCGCGCGCGUCCGGCCCCUCCGUCCAGUCUCGGACGCCCAAAGCGGUCAGCAGCCACAAGCGGAGGCCGAGAGGGGAAACCUUCCUGGGUUACUAUGCGCUUGCGACUGAUCCCUUGGUUUUUCAUCAUCCUGAACUUCAUGGAGCACAGCGGCAGCCAGCACGCCGCCCGCGGAAGGCGGCAGCGCAGAAUGCACCCCAACGUCAGCCAAGGCUGUCAAGGAGGCUGUGCGACGUGUUCUGAUUACAAUGGGUGUCUGUCAUGUAAGCCCCGACUGUUUUUUGUUCUGGAAAGAAUUGGCAUGAAGCAAAUAGGAGUGUGUCUCUCUUCAUGCCCAAGUGGAUAUUAUGGAACUCGAUAUCCAGAUAUAAAUAAGUGUACAAAAUGUAAAGCUGACUGUGAUACCUGCUUCAACAAAAAUUUCUGCACAAAGUGUAAAAGUGGAUUUUACUUGCACCUUGGGAAGUGCCUUGACAGUUGCCCAGAAGGGCUGGAAGCCAAUAACCACACCAUGGAGUGCAUCAGCAUCGUGCACUGCGAGGCUGGAGAGUGGAGUCCUUGGGGUCCGUGCACGAAGAAGGGGAAAACGUGCGGCUUCAAGAGAGGGACUGAGACCCGAGUCCGAGCAAUAAUUCAGCACCCUUCGGCGAAGGGGAGCCUGUGUCCUCCUACCACCGAGACAAGGAGGUGCACAGUGCAGAGGAAGAAGUGCCAGAAGGGAGAGCGAGGAAAAAAAGGAAGAGAGAGGAAAAGAAAAAAACUGAAUAAAGAAGAAAGUAAAGAAGCAAUCCCUGAUAACAGAGGUCUGGAAUCCAGCAGAGACACCCCAGAACAACGAGAAAACAAAGACAAACAGCAGCAGAAGAAGAGAAAAGUCCAGGAGAAGCAACAGAAAUCGGUACCGGUCAGCACUGUGCACUAAAGGGUCCUGGGAGAUUAGUGUAGACUCUGGCGCUGCUGUCUCAGUUGGAGAUGCCCUGGAAAGGGGCCAUAGCCCUUGGGACCACAGACGGACAAUGCAGCAGUUACUCCUCUGUCUAGACAACAUUCCAAAUAGCUGUACAUGCUUCAUGCAGGCAUAGCUGACAACAGAGAGCCGAAAGUUCAAAGGAGGGAUACCUUCACGCAGUUAUCUUACUGCUUCUGUGCAUUUUUAGAAGACAAGAAAUUUUGUACAUAAUUAUCAAUAAGCUAUAAGCUAUCAUCAGCAUAAUGAUGACAUCUGGAGAAGAAACGUCUUUUCCCUAUUAAAGUAUUUGUCCAGCUAUUAUUUUAAGAAGCGACAGAUGAUUCUGCAGAUUCAAAGAUGCAGUAUCCCCUCAAAACAAUUAGGAGAUUGGGAAAAGAGACAUCCUUCCAAGGAAGUGCGCUUCUGUCUGGGAGAGCUAGAGAGCUCAGGGUGAGGGCCUGGAGGUGGAGUGCUAGAACUGACCACGCAGGAGCAGCUUUACACUAGAAGAGUUCAGGUUACUCUUUGCUCUCCCGCGCUCCUUCAAGAAAGACAAGAGUGUGCACCCGAGUUAAAUAUUCUGUGUGGGACUGGAGGAAGGCAAAACGUGGAAGAAAUCAUAGCUUUGGAGACUGCUUUUGUGCUUUACAAAACAGUGAAGGGUCAUGUUCACCAGGAACAGGUCUCCAAUGUAUGGCAGCGCUGCUGGGUCAGCCUCGCUGCCCCUUGGAUUGCAUAAGUCUGUAAGCCUGUGCCUCUAACUUUCUUCCAAAAUCAGAAUCACACUUACUGAGAGAAAAUUCUGAUUUCAUAGAACACAAAACAAUAGAGCAAAGAGAAUAUACCAUGUUUGCAAAGUCUGCGUUUCCUUUCUCUCUCAAUGAGGGAAAAACAGUUUUAUUACCUGCUUACUGGUCCACCCGGAACUGAAAGGAGUCCUACUUUCUAACACGAUGUGUCUAGUGAGGAAGAAAGCCGCCACAAUAAAUAUAUUUGUUA